Molecule: messenger RNA, 2144 nt
Organism: Pistacia vera
Lineage: Eukaryota; Viridiplantae; Streptophyta; Magnoliopsida; Sapindales; Anacardiaceae
Exons: 6
Coding region: 1-2103 (700 amino acids)
Source: RefSeq, a predicted model, not a curated record
AUGACCACGUUACCAGAAAUAGUUGAUCUUUUCUCCAGACUCACUUCACAUCUGCAAACCCUAAACCAAAAUGAAGAAGAAGAAGAAGAAGAAGAAUUAUCUAUUAAUCUCUCAAUUUCAAAGCUAAAUAAAUCCCUGAACAUCAGCCAAAAUUCUAGGGUUAGGGUUUUGGACGUGGCUCUCUCUCUCAUGUGCUUCGGUGCACCCAAGGUUUUUGAUUCGGUAAUUGAGUUUUCAGUGAAGACGAUUAUCAGUGUUUUAUCUUCUUCCAUUACUUGUAAAGUGAUUUCCUUUCGAAAUGAAGAAAUUUUGCAAAUCGGUAGCUCGAUUUCUCGCCACGAUUGUGAGGAACUAAUGGAAGCUUGUAAUGACGUGCUUGAGAAACUGAAGGGGCGUGGGGUGCUUUCACAUCUGCUUUUACGUGCUGUUGUAAGAGUAGCUGUUUCAGCAUGUUUGUACUGGUUUUCGUUCCCUUUGAUGGUUUUUCUUGAUGUAAAAUCUAUUGAUGGUAGAACCUCUGCUGUGUCAAAGUUGCUCUGUUAUUUACCCAGAGAAUUCUCCCUUGAAAACCAUGAAAUACCAUUGAGGUUGCUCUUCUGGUAUCUUGAUCCACUCAUGCUUAAGCAUGAUGUUUCAAAAAUUUUACAAGAUACAACUGAGAGGCCUUUCCUUUGUUUGAAGAAGGAGUUUCAUGAGAGAGUGGAUUGGCAUGCUAUAGUUAUAUGCUUGGCACUUUCUCCUGUUAUAUUUAUCGAGACAAGAGCUCUGUUACAUAACUGGUUUCUGCUAACGGGUCUAUCUUCCAUAUUGGAGCUUCUUAUUGGAUUAACCUCUGUGAUACUGGACAUAAUUUCCUGUCCAUCAUGGUGGGGCCUAUCAUUGGAAUUUGGAUCUAAGCUACCAUUUUCUAGUGCGUAUUUUCCUUACAAGAACCACUUACUGAGGACGUUGGCUGGGCCACUUACAUCUGAAAGUUUUGUACGUCUAGUUCAUGCUACGAGCAAACCAGUUCUUCAUGUCACAAAAAUUGAUCCAACGAUCAACCUAUCUGCAACGAAGGUUGGGACUAUAGAUCAUAAAUCUAUCUGGGCUCUGGCAAUCAGCUUUCCUGAUUGGUUCUAUUUUGCUUCCAUAUUACUCUUCUCUGAGAGAUUUCAAGGAAAUUUUCAUUUAAAAGGCUCAUUGGGGAAACCUAAAAUUGGACAAAUGCAAGAUGUGGAAGCAGUAUCUGUUGCUGCUGCAAGGUACAUUGCAUGGAUUCUGAACCCCAUCGAUAAAUCUAAGCAGGAGUUGGUGGUUGAAAUUUUGACUAAAAUAUCAGGGGCUUGGACCCUAAACCAAUUUAGCUCAGGUGAAAAUCACAAAGAAGAAGCUGGAUACAGGAAGAAAAUUAAGAAACCCAAACUCAAUGACAGCAAGGAGGAUUAUACUGUUGAAAAAGAAUAUGAUUGUCAAAGUAUUGGACUCUGGCUCAAAGAAUUCCAAAGCUUAUAUGUGCAAUACAGUGUGGUGAGUGUCAACAAUCCUUCCUCUCAUGAAGUGAAAGGAUCCAAUGGUCUUAACCUGAAGCAAAAUGUGCUGUUCAGGAGGAUCCCCCUGGGGAUCUUGGUUGGCUUCCCCAGUUGUAUAAACGAAGAUGGAUGUGAGUUGCUGCUGCAUUAUGCUGCAACUGGUAGAAUCAUUCAUUUAGGGGAAACAAGUGGUGUUGGACUGAAACAUGGAAAAGGGAAAGCUCAUGAGCUGGAAGACUCAGUUUUGUUUCCUGCCAAAUUCAACAAAAGGGAGGCUAUGGCAGGUGCCUGUCUUGUCUUCAGUUUAACUGAUAUCAUUGAGAGUAUGUCUACUUCAUUAUAUGAGACUGACGAGAGAGGAGUAGAUUUUAUUUGCCAGGUGAAAAUAAAGGCUGCCAAGUACUUGAUCAAUUGCAUUAAAAGGCUAAUCCAGCUCCAUAUUGAUGAAGAUGGGGUUCAGACGCUCAUCGAUCUAUCUAGUAGACUCAUGCGGUGGAGGCAUCAAGGGCAAGUAGUAGUUCAGGUUGACAAAGAUCUUGAUGAGGUCAUUAAUGCUUUAAGUAACAAAUAUCGUCAAUUUGAGAUUCCUUAGCUUCCAGUUUAUUUAUAUUACCCUAGACAAAGAGGAAAUGA